AUCACGAAUGAUGAGUCCGAGGAUGAGCUGCCAUCCAGAGAGGAACGAGCCAAUGCCCGGCUUGGCGAGCAGGGUGCAGGAGAAGGGAUCAAUGAAGGGGCUGUAACUGAAAAGACUGAAGGUGGUGAUGGGCAGAGAGAUGGGGAAGAGACAGAGCAGCCGGACCAAACGUCUGUGUCAAGUAACAAGCCACGGAAGAAGAAAAAGAAAAGGAAAACCAAGAAAACUGCAGCAGGGGAGACUCAGGAAGACAACAACCUGGAGGACAUCGACAGCCUCCUGGAGAAGAUUGAGGAUACCAACGGGCUGUCGCAGCAAACCCAGAGCGGGAUCAUUGCCGACAGCAGGCCUCUGCUCUACGUAGAGCACAGGAACUUGAACCCAGAGAACGAGUUGAAGAGAUACUUCGGGGCUCGUGCUGUUCUUGGUGACCAGAGGCCAAGGCAAAGGCAGCGGCAGUACGUCCGCAGCACGUGGCUGACGGCUCCCAAGAACACUUGGCCACGCUACAGCAAGACAGGUAUUGCCAUGCAGCUGGUGGACACCAGGAGGGGAGUGCAGUACUUCACCUUCGAGCACCAUCGCGAGUACCAGCAAGUGCAGUUCAAGUUCCUGGAUGCCGUGGAGUCCAUGGACCCCAACAACAUCGUGCUCAGCGACGUGUGCCGGAUGCAGGAGGACCAGGAGAUGGCCCGGGACCUCAUAGAGCGGGCGCUGUACAGCCUGGAGUGUGCCUUCCACCCCGUCUUCAGCCUCACCAGCGGGACCUGCAGGCUGGAUUACCGGCGGCCAGAGAACAGGGCGUUCUUCCUGGCUCUCUUCAAGCACCUGAUCUUCCUGGAGAAGAGAGGCUGUCCCCGCACAGCCCUGGAGUUCUGCAAGCUGAUUCUGAGCCUGGAUCCAGAGAACGACCCGCUGUGCGUGCUGCUGCUGAUCGACUUCCUGGCCCUCCGAGCCAGAGAGUACAGCUUCCUGACCCGCAUGUUCCAGGAGUGGGAGAGUCACCGGAAUCUGUCCCAGCUGCCCAAUUUUGCCUUCUCCGUGCCGCUGGCCUAUUUCUUCCUGAGCCGGCAGGAGGAGUGCUCGGAGCUGGAGCUCAGCCAGGCCCGGGAGAGAGCCACCCAGCUCAUCCAGCUCGCCUUGAUCAUGUUCCCAAGCGUUCUUAUGCCGUUGCUGGAUCACUGCAGCGUGCAGCCCGACGCCAGGGUGGCCUCCCACCCCUUUUUUGGGCUGAAUGCUCAGAUAAGCCAGCCUCCUGCCUUGAACCAGCUGACGGCCCUCUACGUGGGACGGACACACGCCCUGUGGAAGGACGCGGCCGUCAUGGCUUGGCUGGAAACCAAUGUCCACGAGGUCCUGCACAUGGUGGACGCCCGGGACCCGCUGGUGGAGGAGUCUGAGCACAGGAGGAAGAUGCGGUACCAGAGUGCACCCAGGAACAUCUACCGGCACGUCAUCCUCUCGGAGAUGAAGGAGGCCACGGCAGCUCUGCCUCUGGAGGUGACCUCGCAGCCGGUGAUGGGCUUCGACCCCUUGCCUCCACUGGACUCCAUCGUUUCCUACACCAGACCAGAAAGGACGACUCACCCACCCAACGAAAGCACUUUAUCUCUCUUCUUCCGCUCGCUGCUGCCCAAUUUUAACCUGCAGGGGGACAUGCGACACAACGGGGACGAGGAGGCGGGCGCAGGGCAGGACCUGAACCAGGGGGUGAACAGGCUCAUGGCGGCCAUGCGGGACAUGCUGGCCAACAUCCAGUUCCAGGAGCCGCCCCGUGACGACAACCCUGAAGGCGACGGGGACUGGGACUGAGCCCAACGUGCACAUUUCCCCCCCAGAACCCUCUCUAAUUCCCCUCCUCGGCUUGUGUCACGCUCCAAUAAAGUCACACAA
Mesitornis unicolor (brown roatelo) is the source of this 1893-nucleotide messenger RNA. It is a transcript of the gene TCF25, whose product is annotated as transcription factor 25 (basic helix-loop-helix). Gene Ontology annotation, cellular component: RQC complex. The record is from RefSeq and is a predicted model, not a curated record. The transcript has 16 exons. The annotation marks the transcript as partial. Lineage: Eukaryota; Metazoa; Chordata; Aves; Mesitornithiformes; Mesitornithidae.